AUGACUAAGGCAGAUGUCAACGGCAAACCCAAGGUCGCGUUUAUCGGUCUCGGUGCGAUGGGUAGAGGAAUGGCUAUACAACUGCUCAGCGAAGGGUUUCCUGUCAGUGGAUUCGACUUAAACCCAAUGUCACUCGAGACAUUACUGGCCAUGGGCGGCACUGUCGCCCCAAGUCCACGGGAAUGUGUUCAUGAUGCCUCAUUCUUUAUCUGCAUGGUAGCGAAUGCCCCGCAGAUAGAGCAUGUAUUAUUCACCGAAUCAGUGGGUGCUGUGUUCGGCUUCGUGAAGGACGCCACUAUUAUAUUAUGCUCCACCGUUGCCCCAGGCUUCCCGCAGAAGAUCUUGGACCAGAUCCAUCAUCGAUUCUGCAGGCCAGAUAUCAAUCUUGUCGAUUGCCCUGUAUCUGGUGGGGCGCUUCGUGCAGCUCAAGGUACGCUGACGAUCAUGUCGUCUGGGGCACAAAAUGCUCUUAGACUUGCCCAUCCAGUUUUACAAUCGUUCAGCCAAACGCUAUACACUAUCGACGGAGGACUGGGGUGUGCCAGUAAAGUCCAAAUUAUCAAUCAGCACCUUGCAGGAGUUCAUAUUGCUAUUGCAGCAGAGGCCAUGGGACUAGCUGCGACUAUGGGGAUAAAUACAAAGCAAUUCUAUGACAUAGUGCUGAAAAGUCCUGCGCAUAGUUGGAUGUUUGAGAACCGAGUGCCACACAUGCUUCGCAAUGACUGGUCGCCGCACUCCGCUCUCAGCAUCUUUGUCAAAGAUUUGCGCAUUGUCACUUCGGAGGGUCUGAAGGAGGACUUCCCUUUGUACAUCGUAUCUGCUGCAGAGCGUCUCUAUCAAUUUGCUGCACGAGCUGGCUAUGAAAAGGAAGAUGACUCUGGCUUAGUGCGGAUUUUCAUUCCCCAGAACUUGUCCUUGAUUUCCGAGGCGACGCAUCGAGAAAGCCACGCAGCUGACCAUGAGCGAACGUCAAGAAUGAUCUGCCUUAUGCUGAGUAUUGUUCACGAGGUAGCAGCAGUUGAAGCUCUUUCCCUCGGUAUAAAACUUGGUCUAUCUAUUAAGGCUUUGAACUCGAUAAUCUCAAAUACAGCGGGUGCAAGCAGAAGUUUUGCAGCUGUCGCAACAGCGAUGAUGGGACAACAAAUCGCUCCCAUACGUACUCUAACUCAGUGCAGAGACAUUCUGAAGCAAGCGACGAUUAUUGCCCAGACCUAUGAUUACCCUCUCCAGAUUACCACCACUACACUGCAGCUAUUGCAGCAGGCUGUGGCUCGUGGCCUGGGAGACCAGGAUCAAGCAGCGCUUCACGUUUUAUGGAAUCCUUUAGCCUUAUGA
Messenger RNA from Aspergillus luchuensis, 1335 nucleotides. RefSeq lists its product as uncharacterized. NCBI's taxonomy places the organism in Eukaryota, Fungi, Ascomycota, Eurotiomycetes, Eurotiales, Aspergillaceae. The transcript has 3 exons. The coding region runs from base 1 to 1335 and encodes 444 amino acids. Gene Ontology annotation, molecular function: oxidoreductase activity; NAD binding; NADP binding. The record is from RefSeq and is a predicted model, not a curated record.